This is a messenger RNA of Malania oleifera, 2997 nucleotides long. RefSeq names its product galactinol--sucrose galactosyltransferase. The record is from RefSeq and is a predicted model, not a curated record. Gene Ontology annotation, molecular function: galactinol-sucrose galactosyltransferase activity. The transcript is spliced from 4 exons. The coding region runs from base 527 to 2845 and encodes 772 amino acids. NCBI's taxonomy places the organism in Eukaryota, Viridiplantae, Streptophyta, Magnoliopsida, Santalales, Ximeniaceae.
UCAAAGCAAUUUAAUCUUUAUCAAAUGAAGCAGUGGACUUUGAAAUCAAAGAUUCAAAUGGCCCACAUAAUAACUUCCAGAAAUCACUUUUUAAAUACUAGAGAGAGAGAAGAUGGAAAUGGCGGUGGAGAUAAUUUCUCCCUUCGCCGAGAUGGCAGAUACAGAUUGGCCCAGCAGGACUAGCAGACUGAGAGUGAGCAAUGAUUUCUUUCGCUUUCUCUUGCUCGCGGUCUCUCCACCUUCCUUUGAACUUUCCACCCUCUCCUUCCAUUCUCGCUUCUCCCUCGCCUAUAAAUCCCAAACCACAAAUGGCAACUCCAUUCUCAAUAUCUCAUUCUCAAUAUCUUCUGAGAUUCCCCAUUUCUUCUUUGAAUUAUUUGAAUUUCUCUUCACAAAAAUCCCUUUAAUCUUGCUAGCAUUAACUUUCUUCUUCAAUCCCAUUUAUUGCUCCCCAUUCUCUCCAAUCCUUUAUAUUUACUAGCUCUUCAUCUCACUUGUCUGUUAAGUGUUCAUACUUCUUUGCGCCAUGGCUCCGGGCUUUACCAAAACCCCUUGUCCCCUCCUCACCGAUCAUCCCAAAAAUGCCUGCAAGCAGUCCUCCGUCUCGCUGGACGGAUCCAACUUCACCGCCGACGGCCAUGUCGUCCUCUCCGGCGUCCCCUCCAACGUGGUCGCCACUCCCUCCGGCGCCGGCUGCUUCGUCGGGUUCGACGCCGACCAGCCCCGCAGCCGCCACGUCUUUCCCGUGGGCAAGCUCAGGGGCAUACGGUUCAUGAGCAUUUUCCGGUUCAAGGUCUGGUGGACCACCCACUGGGUCGGGUCCAACGGCCGGGACCUGGAGCACGAGACUCAGUUGCUCCUCCUCGACAAAUUGGGACAGGGUUCCGGCGCCGACCGGCCGUACGUCCUCGUCCUCCCCAUCGUCGAGGGCCCGUUCCGGGCCUCCCUCCAGCCCGGCGACGACGACUACGUGGACAUCUGCGUCGAGAGCGGGUCGACCAAGGUCGCCGGGGCAGUUUACAGGAGCUCCCUCUACAUUCACGCCGGCGAUGAUCCGUUCACUCUGGUAAGCGACGCAAUGAAGGUAGUGAGGGCCCACCUGGGGACGUUCAGGCUGUUGGAGGAGAAAACUCCUCCGGGGAUUGUGGAUAAGUUCGGUUGGUGCACGUGGGACGCGUUCUACCUGACGGUGCACCCGCAGGGCGUGUGGGAAGGCGUGAGAGGCCUCGUCGAGGGCGGGUGCCCGCCGGGGCUGGUCCUCAUCGACGACGGUUGGCAGUCCAUCAGCCACGAUGAGGACGAUCCAAGCUCCGGCCUGGAGGGGAUGAACCGGACGUCGGCCGGAGAGCAGAUGCCCUGCCGGCUAAUCAAGUUUCAAGAAAAUUAUAAGUUCAGGGACUACGAGAGCUCUCGCGCUCGUGGUAAUGGCAUGGGGGCCUUCGUUGGGGACCUGAAGGAUGAGUUUAAGAGCGUAGAGUACGUGUACGUGUGGCACGCGCUCUGUGGGUACUGGGGCGGACUGCGGCCCAACAUGCCAGGACUGCCGGCGGCCACCGUAGUACGGCCGAAGCUGUCUCCAGGACUGGAGACGACGAUGGAGGAUCUCGCCGUCGAUAAGAUUGUUAACAAUGGGGUGGGGCUGGUGCCGCCGGAGGUCGCUGAUCAGAUGUACGAAGGUGUUCACUCGCGCUUGGAGUCCGUGGGCAUUGAUGGGGUCAAAGUCGACGUGAUUCAUUUGCUGGAGAUGCUGUGUGAGGAGUAUGGGGGCAGAGUAGAACUGGCCAAGGCAUAUUACAAAGCCAUAACCUCUUCAGUGAGGAAACAUUUCAAAGGGAAUGGUGUCAUUGCCAGUAUGGAGCAUUGCAAUGAUUUUAUGCUUCUUGGAACAGAGGCCAUUUCCCUUGGUCGUGUUGGUGAUGAUUUUUGGUGCACUGAUCCAUCCGGGGACCCUAAUGGCACAUUUUGGUUACAAGGGUGUCACAUGGUGCACUGUGCCUACAAUAGCUUAUGGAUGGGUAACUUCAUACACCCAGAUUGGGACAUGUUCCAAUCCACCCACCCCUGUGCCGAGUUCCACGCCGCCUCCCGGGCAGUCUCCGGUGGACCGAUCUACGUGAGUGACUCUGUUGGAAAACACAACUUCCAGCUCCUCAAAUCCCUCGUUUUACCCGAUGGCACGAUCCUGCGAUGCGAGUACUAUGCUCUUCCGACACGUGACUGCCUCUUUGAAGACCCCCUUCAUGAUGGAAAAACCAUGCUAAAGAUUUGGAACCUAAACAAGUUCACUGGGGUACUAGGGGCAUUCAACUGCCAAGGAGGAGGAUGGUGUCGCGAAACACGGCGCAACCAAUGCUUCUCUGAAUUUUCGCAUCUCGUGACAGCGCAGGCCUCCGCUAAAGACAUUGAAUGGAACAGUGGAAGGAACCCCAUCUCCGUGGAAGGAAUACAAGCAUUUGCCAUUUACUUGUUCAAGGAAAAGAAGCUUGUUCUGUUGAAGCCAUUAGAUAGCAUAGAAGUUUCACUAGAACCAUUUACUUUUGAACUAAUGACGGUUUCUCCAAUUGCUCUUCUACCUGGAAAAUCAGUCCAGUUCGCGCCGAUCGGAUUGGUGAACAUGCUCAACUCCGGUGGUGCAAUUCAGUCUUUAAGCUUCAAUAAGGAAGAGGCUUCUGUGAGAAUUGGGGUGAAGGGAACUGGAGAAAUGAGGGCAUUUGCCUCGCAGAAACCAAGAGCUUGUAAGAUCAAUGGGGAAGAUGCUGUGUUCGUGUAUGAAGAGAGCAUGGUUGUGGUUCAAGUGCCAUGGCCUGCUUCUUCUAAUUUGUCCAUGGUUGAUUACUUGUUUUGAACUCAGGGAGCUGAUUAUUUAUAAGCUUUCCCUGAUUAUGACUAUUUUUCUAGUUCCUUUGGGUUAAAGCUCAUUUUUUUUUUCAAGCACAAGUAUGUGUAUUUAAGUUACAUGUAUUUGAGUAAUUUGAAGUUUCCAUUUGGUUGUUACCA